Molecule: messenger RNA, 2887 nt
Organism: Cyprinus carpio (common carp)
Lineage: Eukaryota; Metazoa; Chordata; Actinopteri; Cypriniformes; Cyprinidae
Product: carboxypeptidase Q-like
Biological process (GO): peptide catabolic process; proteolysis
Molecular function (GO): metallodipeptidase activity
Source: RefSeq, a predicted model, not a curated record
GAACUGCAACGGUUCUUGAAACAUCGUUAUGAAAGCUGUCUCGUGUUGAAUACAAAACGCAUUUUGUCUUGACUGUCCCAUGGCGCUUGCCGUAACAACAUAAGCGCCCAAUGUUUUCAAGAUGACUGGCAAUAAAAGCAGGUGUCUAAACUCCAUUAGUCAGGUGCUGCUGACUCUUCUCAUACUUCACUGUCUACAGUGUCACUCCAGGCCUCACAGUUAUGACAGUAAACCACUUUUAGAAAUAUCCAAAGAGAUUUUUAAGUACUCUGACAUCGCUCAGCGAAUCAUAAACCUAGCAGUAUAUGGAAAGGCUCAGAACCGUUCCUAUGAGAGGCUGGCUGAGUUCACUGACACUAUUGGAAACAGAGUCAGUGGCUCUAAGAACCUAGACCUGGCUAUUAAGUACAUGUACACUGCCCUGACACGGGACGGACUGGAGAAUGUGCAUCUAGAGCAGGUGAAGAUCCCUCACUGGGUGCGGGGGGACGAGAGCGCGGUGAUGCUUCUACCGAGAAACCACACUUUAGCCAUACUUGGGCUUGGUAGUAGUGUUGGAACUCCUCCAGGAGGUAUAGAGGCAGAGGUAAUGGUGGUGGAGUCUUUUGAAGAGCUCAAAAAGAGAGCGAGUGAGGCUAAAGGGAAGAUCGUAGUGUAUAACCAGCCGUUUGUCAGCUAUGGGGAGACCGUAGCCUAUCGGGCUUCAGGGGCCUCAGAGGCUGCUAAAGUUGGAGCCGUGGCUUCACUUAUCCGUUCAGUAACUCCAUUCUCCAUCAACAGCCCCCACACUGGCUGGCAGUGGUACCAGCCUGGAGUGCCUCAAAUCCCCACUGCCUGCAUCACUGUCGAGGAUGCCCAGAUGAUGGCCAGGAUGGCCCGCAGAGGCCAGAGGAUUGUGCUGCGUCUGACUAUGGGGGCCCAAACACUGCCAGAUGUUGACUCCUACAACACUGUGGCUGAAAUCACAGGCAGCAAGCAUCCUGAACAGGUGGUGAUGCUCAGUGGUCACCUGGACAGCUGGGACGUGGGCCAGGGUGCUAUGGAUGAUGGAGGUGGGGUCGCCAUUUCCUGGGAAGCACUUUCUUUGAUCAGAGACUUAGGGCUGCGUCCCAAAAGAACACUGAGGACAGUGAUGUGGUCCGCAGAGGAGCCAGGCGGGGUGGGAGCUGCUCAGUACUUCCAACAGCACAAAGCUAACAUCUCGAACUUUGACCUGGUAAUGGAGUCUGACCUGGGCACCUUCAGUCCAUUGGGACUGCAGUUCACUGGCAGUGACAAAGCUCGGGCAAUCAUGAAGGAGGUGAUGAAACUGUUGGCUUCCAUCAAUGUCACGUCGCUUGAAGAACAUGGAGAGGGAACAGACAUUAACAUGUGGAUGAAGGCUGGGGUUCCAGGCGCCAGCCUGCACACUGCAGACCAGAGGUACUUCUGGUUCUACCAUAGUGACGGUGACACAAUGAGCGUCCAAAACCCAGAGGAGAUGAACCUGUGUUCUGCUGUUUGGGCCGUGGUGGCCUAUGUGGUCGCUGACCUGGAGGAAAUGCUCCCCAGAUAGUGAGUCACUCACAAACGACUGAACAAACCCCUGUCCAUCAGCUUAUAGCAGUCGGUCGAGCACACCAUUACCUUGAGAAUUCUUUAUUUUUUGUGAUUUGACUUCAUCAUAACCUCAGGUACACUCCUGAUCACUCCACUGUCAUGUAAUAUAUACUGCUACUUUAAUACUUGUGUCAUUUUCUUUUUUAAUUUUCUAUUGUGUAAUUUAGUUUUUUAAUGUGAAAUUGUCAUUUCUAUUCAUAAUUUAUACACUGAUUUGCCAGUUCUAUAAAAAUAAGUGCUUUAUAAUGUAUGUUAAAAUGACAUUAAAACAACAACAACAAAAAUCUAUGAAUAAAGAUCCAGCAUCUGUGGCUAAAAUGAGCUUGGGAAGUCUUGGUUUCACAAUUUCAUGUAAAAAGUGUGAUGCUAUUAUGAUGUCAUUUUCCACACACUGAAUAUGUCAUCAGAACAUCUGACUUCCCCUUGGAAACUAAGCCUAGUUCUCCUUUCCUAAAAAAAAAAAAAAAAGUAAUGGAUAUGCUACUGUUUAGUCAUACUUCCACUCUUUUUUUCAUAGAAGUUGUUAUUAAAGGGUUAGAUGAAAAUCAUCCUCCUGAGAGAUUUCUUUCCCUCCAUUGAACUUUAACACUUCAUAAAUCCAAAUGAAUUAGCAGUUUAAAGCAGUUUAGUCCAAGUCUACUGAAGAGACACAAUAGCUUUAUAUGCUGAACAGAUUUAAUUCAGGCUUUUAUUCAUACAUAAACACUGAUCAGCGCACACAGUGUACACUACAUAGAGUACAUCAAAUGUGGUAAACAUGUUGUUUUUUGAGCUUCGGCUUAUGUGUGUUGAUUGAUGUGUGAGUAGAAGUAUAAAUUAAAUCUAUGGUAUAAAGUGACUGUGUUUCUUAAGAAGACAAUUAAGCAGCACAGAUGAUAUGGAAUCAUUUUAUGAUGUCUUUAUGAACUCUCUGAAGCUUACAAAUUUUAGUUGCAUGAACUUUCAAUGGAGGGACAGAAAUCUCUCAGGUUUCCUUUUUUUGUGUGUUUCGAAGGUGAACAAAAGUUUAAUUGGUUUGGAAUGACAUGAGGGUGAGAGUUAAAUUGUAAAUUAAAUGUACAACAUCCUACUGCUUGAGCUACAAGCAACAAUUCUCAUGUUGGCUUGUUUUUCAUCACUUAAACUGAAAACAAAACACAAAAAAACUAUUUAAUAGUGAUUAACUGGUUUCAAAAAGUCUCAGACCUUUCUUUGUGAGUUGGUUUUCAACUUUUUAGACAACAUGGCUAAUUUAUGGUUGAAAUGUAAAAUUUAUGCUUGAUAAAUAAAACAUAAUGCACAAAAAUCA